GUGACACCUGGGCGAGCGCGGGAGCGCCCGCGGCGGCGAACGGCACGAUCGUCGUCGCCGCGGCCGGCGUCGUCAGGCUGCGCUACGACUGGCUCCCCGCGCCGGAGUGCGUCGUCGUCGGCGAAAACGGCGGCCUGCCCCUCGCGCCCUUUGUGCUCGACGUCGGCGGCGGCGCCGUCGCGCGGACGCCGCCGAUGGGCUACAACACGUGGAACUACUUCCACUGCAACGUCGACGAGAGGGCCGUCGUGCGCACGGCGCGGCUCCUCAUCGACCUGGGGCUCGCGGCCAAGGGCUACGCCUACGUCAACGUCGACGACUGCUGGCAGGUCGGGCGGGACGGCGCGGGGAACAUCGUCGCGGAUCCCGCGCGGUUCCCGGGCGGCAUGAAGGCCGUCGCGGACGCGGUGCACGCCCUGGGCAUGAAGUACGGCCUCUACACGGCGUCGCACGAGUUCACGUGCCAGGGCCGGCCCGGGUCCUACCUCCACGAGACGCGCGACGCGGACGCGUACUGCGCCUUCGAGGUCGACUACGUCAAGAUCGACGCGUGCGGCGGCCGGGGCUACGCCAAGAAGGACCGUCGGAAGUCGUGGCAGCUGUUCCGCGACGCUUUUGAUGAGUGCCACGCGCGCACGGGCCGCGCCGUCGUCGAGUCCGUCGAGAGCUGCGGCACCGUCGACGAAUGCGGCGCGUGGGUCGGCGACGUCGCGCACCUCUGGCGGACGACGAACGACAUCCAGAACAACUGGGCGUCCGUGCUCGCGAACGCGGACGCGACGGAGCGGCUCUGGAGCCUGGCGGGGCCCGGCCACUGGAACGACCCGGACAUGCUGCUGGUGGGGAACGUCGGGCUGGACGCGGACGAGGCGAGGGCGCAUUUCUCCAUCUGGUGCAUGCUCGCGGCGCCGCUGCUCAUCGGGACGGACCUCCACGCGCUGUCGGCGGAGAACCUGGCGAUCCUCGGCAACGAGCACCUCAUCGCCAUCGACCAGGACCCGCUGGGCUUCCAGGGGCGCAAGGUCGUCCGCGGGGCGCGGGAGGUGUGGAUGAAGCAGCUCGCGAACGGCGACGUCGCCGUCAUGCUCCUCAACCGCGACGCCCGGGCGGCGCGCGUCUCGGCGAAGCUCGACGCGGUCGGACUGGCGGCGGGGCGGCGCUACGCGGUCUUCGACUGCUGGCGGGGCAAGGCCGCGGGGACCGCCGCGGGCUCGUACGCGGCGGACGUCCCGCGCCACGGCGCGGUCGUCGUCCGGCUGUCGCCGGACACCGCGGGGAAGGAGCCGGCGAAAAGCGGCGGCCUGCUGAAGGGGCUGCUGGCGGGGUAAGGCGGCACGGCGGG
Aureococcus anophagefferens is the source of this 1342-nucleotide messenger RNA. RefSeq lists its product as hypothetical. The transcript has a single exon. Lineage: Eukaryota; Pelagophyceae; Pelagomonadales; Pelagomonadaceae. Bases 195 to 1328 code for a protein of 377 amino acids. Gene Ontology annotation, molecular function: hydrolase activity, hydrolyzing O-glycosyl compounds. Gene Ontology annotation, biological process: carbohydrate metabolic process. The record is from RefSeq and is a predicted model, not a curated record.